AUGGGAGGGUGGAGUAAUGGCAAUUGGGAAUGGGGUAAUUGUGGUAUUUGGGAUAAUCAAAGUUCUAGUCUUGAUUUGAGGGAGGAAUGGGAUUCUUUCCGGAAUUCCAUUGUGGGUCGUGGUCCGUCUUUGUUAGGGAAAGAUGAGGUUAGUUGGAAGUUCUCGGCGGAUGGUUUCUUCUCUGUGGCAUCUUGCUAUAGACAUUUUGCUAGUAUGCGUACUCCGUGUGGGCCUUUUGAGAAGUUUAAUGAGGCUUUGUCGUUGAUAUGGAAGUUGGAGGUCCCUUUUAAAAUCAAAGCUUUUGGUUGGAGGUUUUUUGUGAAUAGGCUUCCUUUUAAGGAUUUACUUACGGUUAGAGGUAUAGCUUUGUCUCAAGAUAAUUUAAAGUGUGUUUUUUGUGGUUUCGUUCCGGAAAACCGAGAGCACUCCUUCUUGAAUUGUAAAGUGGUGGAGGUGGUGUGGAGGGAAAUUUCUUGUUGGAUUGGGAAGCCUUGGAGUGUCAUGGAAGAAGAGUGCAAAAAGAGUUUCAUGGAAUGGUAUUAUUUUUGUAAAAAGAAAAAAGUGAAAGUGGGUAAAUUAGGUGUUGUGUGGUUAGCUACUUUAUGGAUUCUUUGGAUUACUAGGAAUGGGAUAUGCUUUCGGAAUGAAGGUUGGGAUGUGAAUAAUACGUUGUGGAAGAUUAAAUCUUUGGUUUGGAAAUGGUCCUUUAUUGGAGAAAUUACUCAUCCCAUUUGUAGUUUUUACGAGUUUAACAAGGAUCCGUUGUUAUUCCUAUCGUAA
Molecule: messenger RNA, 780 nt
Organism: Vicia villosa (hairy vetch)
Lineage: Eukaryota; Viridiplantae; Streptophyta; Magnoliopsida; Fabales; Fabaceae
Exons: 1
Coding region: 1-780 (259 amino acids)
Source: RefSeq, a predicted model, not a curated record